Messenger RNA from Selaginella moellendorffii, 2847 nucleotides. Its product is annotated as pentatricopeptide repeat-containing protein At4g02750. Lineage: Eukaryota; Viridiplantae; Streptophyta; Lycopodiopsida; Selaginellales; Selaginellaceae. Bases 1 to 2847 code for a protein of 948 amino acids. The transcript has 2 exons. Gene Ontology annotation, molecular function: protein binding. The record is from RefSeq and is a predicted model, not a curated record.
AUGCAAUCUGAGACCGCGCUCGCGAAUCGAGUGAGGAAUUGCGGCGAUCUCGAGCACGCAAAGAAGAUUCACGCGGUGAUUCUCGGUAGCGACCACAGGCACAGCAGAUAUCUCUCGAAUUUGCUCGUGGAAGCCUAUGGAAAGUGCGGAAGCUUGGACGAUGCCACGGCGGUGUUCGAUGCGAUCGACGCGCCCAAUUCUUACUCGUGGAAUCUGCUGCUCCGCGCCUACACCCACAAUCGUGAGCUCCGCAGGGCGGAAGAGAUCUUUGCGAGGAUCCCGGAAAGAGAUCGCGAUGGCGUGGCGUGGACGACGAUCAUCUCGGCGUAUGCCCGCGCUGGACAGAUCCACGACGCGCGGAGGCUGCUGGAGAGGAUGCCUCGCCUGGAGAAGAAGUUGGCGCUCACGACGAUGAUCACGGCGUAUGCCCAGCGCGGGCAUUUGCAGGAAUCGCAAGCUAUGUUCGAUCAAAUCGCCGACAAGGACACCGCGUGCUGGAAUGCCUUGCUCACUGCGUAUGCAAGCAAUGGAGAAACGAAUCGUGCAAAGGAGAUCUUCGAUCAGAUGGGCGAUCGAGACAGGAUCUCCUGGACCGCGCUUCUCACAGCAUUUGCCAAGAAUGGGCAAAUUCAAGAAGCGUGGAAACUCUUUGAUGUUAUGCCCAAAGAGCUCAAGGCAUCCAGCGCCUAUAACACGAUGAUGAGCGCUUGCAUUGCGUCAGACAACAUCUCUGAAGCUCGAGCUCUCUUUGAUCAGAUGGACAUCCGGGACACCGUAUCGUGGAAUCUCCUAAUCACUGGCUACGCAAGGCUUGGAAGUGUGGAUAUGGCACGAGCAAUCUUUGAUGCCAUGCCAGAGAGAGAUGUUGUAUCAUGGAAUUCCAUUCUUACGGCAAAUGCCCAGAAAGGGCAUGCCAAGGAAUCGCAACGAAUCUUUGAUGAGAUGCCUUGCCACGACAUGGUAUCGUGGAAUGCCCUUAUCGCUGCCUAUGCGAUGGAGGGUAGUUUAGGUCGAGCUAAGUUUGUGUUCGAUCAAGCUCCAGCUAGAGAUAGUGUGACAUGGAAAUCUCUUCUAACAGCAUACGCCCAUAAUGGGCAUAUUGAGGAUGCUGAGAUUUUGAUCCAGAAAAUGCCCUUGCAGUGCUUGAGCGCGUGCACGGCCAUGAUCAUGGGGUACGGACAGAAUGCCCUGGUGAUUCCAGCACGGAAUCUCUUCAAUGACAUGCCCUGCUGGGACAUUCUGACCUUGAAUUGCCUGCUCAAUGCCUACGUCCAGAAUGGCCACCUUCUGGACGCACGAGGUUUGCUGGAAGAGAUGCCCGAGCACGACGCUGCAUCGUGGAACGUCCUUCUCGCCGCUAGCAAAGAUUCGCGUGAAGCAAAGAGGAUCUUUGAUCGAAUCCUGUAUAGAGACAUCGUUUCAUACAACGCAAUCAUCUCUGGAUACGCACAGAGCGGAAAUCUGGACAAGGAGAUGCCCGAGAAGGAUGUGAUCACCUGGAACACGAUGCUGGGCGCCUAUGCUCAAAACGGGGAUCUAGAGAAGGCGAGGAGCGUUUUUUAUGAGAUGCCACAGCAGGCACUGUCGUCCUGGAACGCGAUGCUCGCAGCCUACAUCCAAUCCGGGCACACCGACGAGGCCAAGCGAUUCUUCGCCGAGAUGCCGCAGAGGAACAUCCUGUCCUGGAACACGAUCCUGGGAGCUUGCUCGAGAGCCGAGGAAGGAAAAGCCCUCUUCGAUACGAUGCCUGCCAGGGACAUCGUCUCGUGGAACUCGAUGAUCUGGGCAUACUCCCAAGGUGGCGAUGUCGCCAGCGCCAAGACCCUCUUCGAUUCCAUGCCAAUCCGGCAAACUUCGUCGUGGAACGCAGUGAUCGGAGCUUACGCCAGCGCCAACGAUCUCAUCCCCGCGAGAGAGCUCUUCGAUGAGAUGCCGCAGCGAGAUCUAGUGUCGUGGAACACGAUAAUCUCUGCGUAUGCUCGCGAAGGAAUCAGCGAUGCCGUGACCCUCUUCGAUCAAAUGCCCGAGAGAGACGCUGGAUCGUGGAUUGCUGUGGUGGCCGGCUGCAUUGGAGCUGGAUUAACCCAGAGAGCCAAGGAUUUCUUCCAAAUCUGCCCAGACAAGGAGGCCAUUGCGUCGCUCAUGAUCGCGAUGCUUGCCGAGAAGGGCGAUCUGGAAGCCGCGAGGAGCGCGUUUGAUCGCCUCCACAAUCCCAAGCUCGUGGAGUGCAACGCGAUCAUCACGGCCUACGCGCAGCAAGGAUAUCCGAGAGAAGCGCGCGAGCUCUUCAACGCAAUGACGUGGCGGGAUGCUGUGACGUGGAAUGCCAUGGUGGCAGCAUAUUCCCAGAACGGAGACCUAGAUGCGGCUCUCUUCCUCGCGGCGACCAUGCCGGAGCAAACUCUGGUGUCGAUCAACGCGAUAAUCACCGCGCUCGCCUCCACUGGCCACUGGAUCGAGGCGUUCCAUCGAUUCCGGCAGAUGCUGAUCCAGGGCUUCGAUCCCGACGGAAUCACAUUCGUCACGAUCCUUACGGCGAGCGGCGGCUGCGCGGUCGAUUGCUCCAAGAGCUUCGUCGCCAUGGCAGUGGAUUUCAGCGUGGAGCCCGGGAUCAAGCACUACAGCUGCCUGAUCGACGCGCUGUGUAGAUCCGGUCAGGAAGAAGCCGCCCAGCAGGUGCUGCGAUUGAUGCCAAUCGUGCCGGAUGCUGUGACUUGGACGAGCUUGCUGACAGCGUGUGGAAUACAUGGCUCGCCCGGAAGAACCCUAAUCGCGAAGAACGCCACACGUGGCAAGGGGGCCUCCCCUUAUGUGUUACUUUCAAAUAUUCUAGCUAGUAGUUUUUAG